Neurospora tetraspora is the source of this 2293-nucleotide messenger RNA. RefSeq lists its product as uncharacterized. Bases 1 to 1992 code for a protein of 663 amino acids. Lineage: Eukaryota; Fungi; Ascomycota; Sordariomycetes; Sordariales; Sordariaceae. The record is from RefSeq and is a predicted model, not a curated record. The transcript is spliced from 2 exons.
AUGAGACCAACAACCCACCUCCGCCUCUUCAACCCCCCAAUCGGCCUCAUCAUCCGCGAGAGGUCAACAUCAAAAUUUCCUGUUGGAAGGAUUGUGCCAUUACGGCAGCACAGUCAGAGUGCAACAGGUCCCGGUCGUGGUCUUGGUCCCAGGAAGGGUGCAUUGCGACGGCAGGUGGAGAGGCGGAUCAGGGAGGAGAUUAAGAGACAGAUUGAUGGGGUGCAUACUAUUAGGGGGCAGAAGGGGCAGCAGCAGGAGAAUCGGCACCAACAACAUGGGGAGUACCGACAACAGGCGGUAGGAAGCGAGGGGCAACAGCAACAGCAACAGCAACGGCAACAGCAGCGACAGCAGCAGCAACAACAGCAGGAAAAACAAACUGAAACUCGGGGACAACAACAGCACCGACAUCAGCAGAAGCAGGCGAUAUUAGCCCGGACACAUCCCCUACUGACGGAUACACAUCCCUUUGAAGUUUCGGAGAUAGCAGCAGGGGGGAAAGGGAAAGCGGAGAGCGGUGAUGAUGGAUCAAAUUGCGACCCGCGACAGGGACGGGCACAGGAAGACGGGAAGACGGGGUUGAAGCACACCAAGUCAACGGACUUUGGCGUCGGGGCCGGUGCUGACGGUGGCGGGGGUGAGGGUGGUGGUGGUGAUGGGGGUUUUAGGAUUCGGAGGUUACGGGCCAUUAGUAAAUCCCGUGAGAGAUUUCUUGCUGGUGCUGCUGGAAGUAGAACAGAGAAGAGUGAGCAGAGUCAGCAGCAGACUCAGCAGGCUCAGGAAAGUAAAGGGCUGCUGGAAGGUGGUGAUGGGAAAGUGAAUUCCGAGAAAGCUGGACCAGUGGUGGUGGGAAGGGUCGAAGGGAAGGGCCCAGGGGCAUCGUAUGUCACGCUCAGUCUAAGGAGUGGUCGCAAGUUUGGUCCGAGUGCGUUGGGACAUGAAGAGGGUUGGAAGGUGGGGAGUGAUCUGAUCGUCGAUGGCGGGAGAGUGAUGAUGAGGUCUUUGAGGUUGUUGUCGUCGUCGCCGGGUGGUGUGACGGGGACGGAGACAAAGGAUGAUAAAAGAGAAGCAGGAGAAGAAGCAGGAGAAGCAGAACCAAAGGCGAAGACGAAGACGACAUCAGCACCAGAACAAGCAACAACAACAUCAGCAAACGAAAACCCUCAAGAAACCCCACAAGCAACAACACCAACAGAACAACCACAACCACCCUCACCACCACCCCUCAUCACCCACCGCCUCACCCUCACCCCCCACGCCAACACCAACCUCUUGUCCUCCCCUCCCCCCGGCACCCUCCUCAUCCUCGCCUGCAGCGCCCAAGACAACUUAAGCCCCGCAACUUACAAGAUCUUACACACUCACUAUCCCCGAGCCUACCGCAGAUACAAAGCGCAGUGCUUAUCCAUCCCCACCACCACCACCACCACCUCACAAACCGAUCUCUACCCCUCCUCCCAAGACCAAGAAGACUUGGAGGAGUCCAUCGACCCCAUCCAAGCCCGCAAAAACGCUUUAACCAAGCACCAGCGCAGCUUAGUCGGCACGGCACUACUCAUCCCGCCGCGUCCUUCUUCCGCUUCUCCGGACGACAAGGACAAGAAGCACUUUAUCGGGUGUCUGUUCACCAGUCUGGUGGGUUCUGGACCGUAUAAAGACCCGGCGGUGGCGAUCUUGAAAGCGACGGGGAAGGCGAUGGAGGAUUUGAUGAGGCAGGUUGGGGAGUGGAAUCUUGGGGAGGUCAGGGAGGGGAAGAAGAAUAUGGUUAUUGGCCCGGAGAUGAGGAUGGCUAGGAUUAGUGCGGGCAAGGAGUGGGAGAUGACGAAGGGGGUGUUGGAGGGGUUGGAGGUUGUGGUGCCUGAGGGGACGUUGCCGGGGGGAGGGGAGAUUGGGGUUUUUGAUGGGGUUGGUGGAGGGGAGAAGGGGAAGGGGAAGGGGAAGGGGAAGGGGAAGGGGAAGGGAAAGAAACGGGAAACCGGGAAGGGGAAAUAGGUCCUGGGCACUCUCCUAAGGAUCGAGAGAAAGAAGGUUAACGAAGGAAGGACUGGUAUGAAGAGUAAUGUUGAUACCAAUACUGUUGUAAAAAGAAGGUGUUGUGUCUAGAGUAUAAUAGAACUCCCCCUAAACUUAUAGCCCGUUCAUGGCAAUAACCCCCAUCGAUGUUUGACCACCUAACCAUAUCCAUUCCUUAACGCCUCGCUAUGCAUAUUAUCAAAACGAAAUAAUGCCCAUGCCGUCCUCAGCCGUCUUUCCUCAGGUCAUCCAGCGGACCAACAACUCCGCCAAAAUCCGG